GGAGGUAUGGGCUAUCGACCAACAACAACCUUGCGGCGGAACAGGCAAAAAACGGCAUCGACCCACGAUAUGACCAGGGACCGGAUUGAUCUUUCAAAACCCUGGCAUCUGGCAACACCGCUUACGCACUUGCUCAUCCGGCAAUGCCGGUUCUACUAAAAGGUGGGGGAGCCAGGCAACAACCCAACGCUCACUGCUCAGCCGGCGGCGGCGUUCCAAAGCUACUCUUGAACCUCGGAACGCACGCUUUUACAUUGGGAGAGUGCACUUUUAACGGCGUCAUGCAGAAUAUGCCGAUGACGCUUCUUCUCGAUUGCUGGGAGGAAGGCUUGAGCAUGACCCAGCUCAAGUUUCAAGAAAAAGCCAACAGCGAGAUGUCGGAGUUCGAGAGAAAGAUCAGCGAGGUGUACGACAUGGUUGGGAACUAUUCUCAAUCUUUUAAUGCCGCUGCACCUACCACUCCCACCACAUCAAGCCAGCUGAUUCUUCCGAAUGCCCAGCAAACGCCCCAUCUAAAUGGAUCAUAUGUUGUCGUCGAGCCAAACAACCAGCUAAAGUUAGUUGUACAACCCGUACCUGCAGUGUCGCAAACUGGUCAAAUUGUACCAACCAACUCUACCCCUGUGAGAUUGCCUUCUACAGUGGGCCUUGAUGAGUUCAACGGCAUGGUAGACAUCAGCGUAGGCAGGUGUAAUGUUACUUCAAUAUCUUCUGGAACUGGAAGGAAAAUCUUGUUUAAGCCGGGACCAAGAUUUGCACCAACGCAGGUAGUGUCAGCUAGAAGUUAUAGUCCACUUGUAAGGCCAGCGAAUAUGCCUGUACAAAUAGCUGGUCAAAAAUCAACAUUAGUUCAAGCUAGUUCAUCACCAAUUUCCAUUGCUCCAACAACAGUUCAAACUGCUGCAACACCACCAGUUCACAUUAUUCCUAAGAUUACUCAAACGCAAGUUCAGGCUGCUCCAGCAGGACGGGACUUGCAGAUCUUAGGGUUACAGAACAACGCAGUCCCUCCUUGGAACCGGCCGGUCAAAAAGAGAAUAUCAAACACUGAUGUUGUGGAUUUGACUUCAGAAGACGUUACAGGAGAUGAAUCCUCUCACAUAGGAGGGAUUUUGCCCGAGGAUGAAAACCUUUCCAGAGAUGAGACUGAAAAGACAUUUCCUUCAUUGGUUGUUGUUGCAAGAGCUUUUAUAUCCACAAAAAGUAUAAGCACAGCUAAUGAAAAUUUGGCUAGAAGUCGACUUGAUUCCAAAGUAAAACAGGUGCUGGUUCUUGGUCCUACUGCUUUGACGGAAUACCUCCUUCAACAACAAUUGAUAAAAAGUAAACAGACAUGUAGAACACAUAAUACACCUUGUAAAUUAGGAAUGUAUAGCGAAGCAUCGAAGCUGCCCAAUUCAGGAGGAUAUGUUUGGGUCAGCGAGUGUUGUCCUGACGUCCUGACAUCUGUUUUUGCCGGAUCCAUAUUUGAAGGUGCGCCUCACCCUCCUACGCUCAUUUUAAAGCUCAUUUAUCAUUGGGCCUGCCAGACAUCUGUACAAAAUGUCUUGCACUGGGUAAAGGUCAGCAAUAUUUAUGUUAAAAAAAUGUACACCUUUCUCCGGUCGGUUUGUGUGGCUGUUGUUCACCAGCAUUUCCCCAUUUUAGGAGGCCCUGGCAAAAUUGUUGAAGUCGGUUUGAUUAGCUUAGGAACAGGUACAACAUCAGGGAAGAAUAUAUUAAAACGGGUAAAAGUUGAAGUAUUAGGUAUCUAUGAUCAGACAAAGCGUUGGAUUAGGUUAAAAGCACUGGAUCCUAUACCGGAUACUGAAGCUUACAAAAGAAAAAAAUUUCUUCGGUGCUUACAGACUUUAAAGCAAUACAUCGACAAAGAUUCAAUCAUUGUGACUGACAUAUGUGCUGAUGAUCCAGCAUGGCAAAGCGUUGGAUUCACGCAUGUCGAACAAUCUAAACAAACAGGCCUUUCGAAUAAAAAUGUAAUGAAUUACAUUAGGAAUAUAAUACCGAGAAUGUUUCAAAAUACUUUAUCACUGCUGUCACGACAAUUGAUCCAACAGUUUUUCGAUGAGCUAGUAUGGAGGGAGGCAUGGGGCUUCGUAUCUUGCAAAGCCUAUGCCAGAAUUAUAAGGGAUAUUGUAGAACUUACACGACUAGAAACAGAUAUACCACUUGUUAAGAUUCUAGUUAAAAUUGCGACGAAUCCUUUUAAAAAUUGGCAAUAUGAUAAAUGGGUCGUGAAUUGUUCUUCAUUGCAGGACUCCAAUUUGGCAUUACAAUCAACAACGUCUUUAAAUAUAGAUUCACCUUUUAUGCAGGAUUAUACAGUAAAUGAUCCUGAGAUUCAAACUGAAACACUCCAAAUGACAAAUGCAGAACGUGUCGGAAAUAAUGUAUAUCUCGAAUCGUAUUAUUAUGGCAGCUACGAAGGAGAGAAUAUUAGCAAAUCUAAUCCUUUAUACAUGGAGUGUACUCUGUGUUUCAAAGAUUUUCGAGAUAACGCCCAGUUCUCAGAUCAUCUCAUUUUGCACGCACUCAAUAAAAAUUUCCCAAAGUGUGAAACGUACAAGGAUGUUUGUAGAAUAUGCUUAAAAGUGCCCAAUAUAUCGAUGAAUGCUCAUGUGAAUGCGAACCACAAAGAGCCGAUGAAUCAGCUGAGGAGUUGCAAAAUCUGUAAUAUACAAUUUAAGCAAGAAUAUAUGCUCAUCAGUCAUAUGACUUCAAAGCAUAAUGAGCUCGAGUUACCAUACACAUGUGAAAUUUGUUACUUCCGAACCUCAAUUUUUGAAGACAUACAAAAUCAUUUUUCAGUGGCGCACAAAAAUAUUUCAUGUGCCCAGUGCCCGUUUUGUCUCAAAAUAGUCAACUUAGUCAAUGGUUUAGGCGAAGACUUGUUACACAAUCAACUUUAUUUUAUCAAACAUAUUCAGAGGCAUCAACUUCCGUUUAGGAGGAAAUGUGAUAGAUGCGCAUUAUCUUUCACUAGUUCAGCAAUACUGAAGGAUCACAUAGAAAAAAAACAUACAGCAUGCAAAACAUUCCAAGGUAUAACAAGGUAUAAAGUAAGUUCAGGGAAAGGAAUUUUAAUGUCAGUACCAUCAACACAAGUUCCAAUCACUUUCCCCCCCGUGGACGAUUACAAAUCGUACAAGUACCAAUUCCAGAUUCCAGAUGAUUUUAGCGAUAAUCUGACAUUUGAUGAAAACUUGACAUUUUUACUGUGCCAGGAAUGCGACGGGCCCCUGUCCUCAAAGCAUUUCACACGCGAGCCGAUGGUAUGUAAAAUCUGUCAAAAGUACAAGACACACUGUUCGUAUGCAUUGUGCGAACACGAACUCAUUUGGCACGUGAAAGACACUUCCAACGGUGUUGAUUAUUCAUGGUUCGAAAAGGGCAGCUUCAGUAGCCCUUCGAUGCAAAAACCUCUUCACUGCACCCAAUGCCUUUAUACUUCAACAGAUGGAAAUGAGAUGGCUACCCAUAUCAUGACAAGCUGUCCAACAGCAUUUUGUACCAAGGAUAAAAGGAAGGCUCAGUUAAAAACAGGCAGUGACUUUAUCCCUGAAUCAGUAAAUAAGCGUAAAAGGAAAAAGAAAACUCCUCUUACAUUAAGGAAGAGAAGAAAAACACAACCAUCGCUAUGCUCCGAUGAGUCUUCAGAUGAUUCGACCAUCGAUAGCAUAAAGUCUUCCAAUUCUUCACAAGAUACAUAGUAAAUGGUGAAAGGGUUCAAUGCAGCAGACAGAAAGGAGAACAAUCUAAAAGUCACACCCCAGGCAAAUGUUGACAUUUAGACAGCGUUUCAAUUUUGUAUAUAUGUAUAGGUUGAUGUCUAUUCCUGUUUUAUAAAAUAUGACAAUUUUCAUUGAUUCCUCAUCAACAUGAAUGAAACGCUACUUUAUAAAUAUAAAUAUGUAUAUAUAUGAUUGUUAUGAAUAUACACUACUAGGGAGUAAGUUUGAUAAAUAAAUUAUUCAUAUUUUUCCUA
This is a messenger RNA of Cimex lectularius (bed bug), 3985 nucleotides long. RefSeq lists its product as uncharacterized. The coding region runs from base 144 to 3710 and encodes 1188 amino acids. The record is from RefSeq and is a predicted model, not a curated record. Gene Ontology annotation, cellular component: nucleus. Lineage: Eukaryota; Metazoa; Arthropoda; Insecta; Hemiptera; Cimicidae. Gene Ontology annotation, biological process: regulation of transcription by RNA polymerase II. The transcript is spliced from 26 exons. Gene Ontology annotation, molecular function: DNA-binding transcription factor activity; RNA polymerase II cis-regulatory region sequence-specific DNA binding.